Messenger RNA from Prunus armeniaca (apricot), 1626 nucleotides. The record is from the annotation of a GenBank genome assembly. Lineage: Eukaryota; Viridiplantae; Streptophyta; Magnoliopsida; Rosales; Rosaceae.
AUGUCUUACGCAUCUCAUAUCAUCCACCACUCGAAAAAGUUAAGGAAUGCUCCCAACUUACUAAGGCAAGAGCAGGCCCUCUUGGUUCGUUUUUUUUCUCAUGAUGCUCAACCAUCUAUUGAUAUACGGAAGGCCCAUCGCCACAGUUAUGUGCCUUCAGAAAGAGCAAGAGUUUGUAGGUCUUUCAGCAGUACCACUAAAUCAUUGUCGGGUACAUUUACCAGGGAUGUCUCAACGACAAUGAAACUAGGAAAUUCAAUUUCUGGUUCAAAAUCCAACAAACAGCUUUCAUGUAUGCAGGUGCAAUUGAGGAGAGGCUUUUCAUCCGAUGCAGCCCUUCCUCCACACCAAGAACUUGGAAUGCCUUCUCUUUCACCCACUAUGUCGGAGGGUAAUAUUGCAAGGUGGUUGAAGAAAGAGGGAGAUAAAGUUUCUCCUGGUGAAGUGCUCUGUGAAGUUGAAACUGAUAAAGCUACAGUGGAGAUGGAAAGCAUGGAAGACGGUUAUCUUGCCAAGAUUGUACGAGGAGAUGGGACCCAAGGAAUCAAAGUUGGUGAGGUGAUUGCAAUAACUGUUGAAGAUGAGGAAGAUAUUGCAAAAUUUAAAGAUUACACACCAUCAGCAUCAGGUGCCAGCGCUGCUCCAGCUACAGCGUCACCUGAGCCUACCCCUCCCAAAAAGGAGGUGGUUGUUGAACCAGUUACUUCUCCAGAGCCAAAGCCCAGUGCAGCUGCCCCUUCUGGAGAUCGCAUAUUUGCUAGUCCUCUUGCCAGAAAAUUGGCUGAAGAGCACAAGGUGCCCCUAUCAAGUAUCAAAGGAACAGGUCCUGAUGGAAGCAUUGUGAAGGCUGAUGUUGAAGAGUAUUUGGCUUCCCUUGGGAAGGAAGCUCCCAAAGCUAAGGGCGGGGCACCUGCUGCAUUAGCAUUAGAUUACACCGAUAUCCCUCAUUCUCAGAUACGGAAGAUCACAGCUUCGAGAUUAUUAUUAUCAAAGCAAACAAUUCCUCAUUAUUAUUUGACUGUAGAUACAUGUGUUGACAGACUCAUGGAUUUGAGAGGCCAACUCAAUGCAUUACAAGAAGCAUCAGGUGGGAAGCGGUUAUCUGUUAAUGAUCUCGUAAUUAAGGCUGCUGCUUUGGCUCUUCAAAAGGUUCCUCAAUGCAAUAGUUCAUGGACAGAUGAUCACAUCCGCCAGUUUCACAAUGUGAACAUUAAUGUUGCAGUGCAGACAGAAAAUGGACUCUUUGUGCCUGUCGUUAGGGAUGCAAACAAGAAGGGACUCUCCAGCAUAGCUGAGGAGGUCAGGCAGCUGGCCCAAAAAGCCAGAGAGAACAGCUUAAAGCCAGAAGAUUAUGAGGGAGGCACAUUUACAGUAACGAAUUUGGGAGGUCCAUUUGGCAUCAAGCAAUUUUGUGCCAUCAUUAACCCUCCUCAAUCAGGCAUUCUUGCAGUUGGAUCAGCUGAGAAGAGGGUUGUACCUAGUUCUGGGCCCGAGCAAUACAAGUUUGCUUCCUUCAUGUCUGUAACACUAAGCUGUGAUCAUCGUGUUAUUGAUGGUGCAAUCGGUGCGGAAUGGCUUAAAGCAUUCAAAGGCUACAUUGAGAACCCCGAGUCGAUGUUGCUCUAA